This is a messenger RNA of Vicugna pacos (alpaca), 1507 nucleotides long. RefSeq names its product dual specificity phosphatase 1 (gene DUSP1). The record is from RefSeq and is a predicted model, not a curated record. NCBI's taxonomy places the organism in Eukaryota, Metazoa, Chordata, Mammalia, Artiodactyla, Camelidae. Gene Ontology annotation, cellular component: nucleus; cytoplasm. Gene Ontology annotation, biological process: negative regulation of p38MAPK cascade; endoderm formation; protein dephosphorylation. Gene Ontology annotation, molecular function: MAP kinase tyrosine/serine/threonine phosphatase activity.
CCAAGCGCGACGGCACCCUGGCCCUGGCCGCCGGCGCGCUCUGCCGCGAGGCGCGCGGCGCGCAAGUCUUCUUGCUCAAAGGAGGAUAUGAAGCUUUUUCGGCUUCCUGCCCGGAGCUGUGCAGCAAACAGUCGACCCCCAUGGGGCUCAGCCUUCCCUUGAGUACCAGUGUCCCUGACAGCGCUGAAUCGGGGUGCAGUUCCUGCAGCACCCCACUCUAUGAUCAGGGUGGCCCAGUGGAGAUCCUGCCCUUCCUGUACCUGGGCAGUGCCUAUCAUGCCUCCCGCAAGGACAUGCUGGACGCCUUGGGCAUCACUGCCUUGAUCAACGUCUCGGCCAACUGUCCCAACCAUUUUGAGGGUCACUACCAGUACAAGAGCAUCCCUGUGGAGGACAACCACAAAGCGGACAUCAGCUCCUGGUUCAACGAGGCCAUCGACUUCAUAGACUCCAUCAAGAAUGCCGGUGGAAGGGUAUUUGUCCACUGCCAGGCAGGCAUUUCCCGAUCAGCCACCAUCUGCCUUGCGUACCUCAUGAGGACUAACCGAGUCAAGCUGGACGAGGCCUUUGAGUUUGUGAAGCAGAGGAGAAGCAUCAUCUCCCCCAACUUCAGCUUCAUGGGCCAGCUGCUGCAGUUUGAGUCCCAGGUCCUGGCCCCACACUGCUCAGCAGAGGCCGGGAGCCCCGCCAUGGCUGUGCUCGACCGCGGCGCCUCCACCACCACUGUCUUCAACUUCCCCGUCUCCAUCCCCGUCCACCCCACGAACAGUGCGCUGAGCUACCUUCAGAGCCCCAUCACGACCUCUCCUAGCUGCUGAAAGGCCACGGGAGGUGAUCUUCACAACCCGCCGGGACUCCAGGCUCCUUGAAAGGAAAAAAUGCAAUAACUCCAGGGAAGGGGGCUCGCGAGGACUGGCCCUUAUUUAUUUAACUUCACCCGAGUUUCCACUGGGUUCCUGAGCAGUCGUAGUGAUGACUUAGCGCCAAGACAUUUGCUGAACUCAGCACAUCCGGGACCAACAUACAGUGGGUACAUCAAGUCUCUCUGAGAAAAAGGGGCAGGAGAGAGAGGACUCCGAGUGAGAGCCGGUUUCCUUUUGCCUAUCCCUGUUUUUUGAAGGAACUUUCCAUGCUUGACAUGCCUACCAGUGUUACCAUUCCUGACGAUGCAUAUACAUAUGAGAAUAUACCUUAUUUUAUUUAUUUUUGUGUAGGUCGUCUGCCUUCACAAACGUCAGUGUCUACUCCCAGAAGAACCAAAUACCUCAAUUUUUGUGUUUUUUGAGUACUGUAAUAUCCUGUACAUAUGUCCGAAGCAGGUUUGUUUUCAGCACUGGAGAACACCAGUGUUGGGUUUUGUUUUGUUUUUUAAGUUGCCAACAGUUGUAUGUUUGCUGAUUAUUUAUGACCUCAAAUAAUAUAUUUCUUCUUCUAAGAAGACAUUUUGUUACUUACAUAAGGAUGACUUUUUUAUACAACAGAAUAAAUUAUGGUCUUUCUAUUGAAA